AUGGCACUCCUAGAAUUACCUCCAGAGAUUCUGAUGCAAAUUAUGGACUAUGUGGGAUCGUCUUAUUUCCGCCAGAAUCUAGGAUGCCUCACAGUCUGCAAACAGUGGUUUACAUUUGCUCGUACUGCAUACUUCAAGGACCUCCAACUCUCCCAAAACAGUCUACAACGUCUGAUGUCUUCUCAUGAUGUGGAGAGGGGUCUGCCACUGGUCAGAAACAGCUUGGAAAUCCUGGAUCUUGAACUCAAGGGAUUCGAAGAUUGGAGAUCUAUACCGGAGUCUGGAAGCUACUCACAGGAUGCGAAUGUUUUGGAUGCCCCAAGUUGGGAUUGGGAUCAUGGACUCGCAUUGCGCUUAGCUUGGACCAGAGUCUUGGAUAUUGACCUAGCCCGGCUUGCCAUUAUAGCCAAAGAAUCCCCAAGAUUGCGGGUAUUUACGCUUGAGGGAGGUGCUCGUCAACUUAGUCUGUCGAAUGAGUCUCCAUUGACAACGUCAGCAACGCACUCAUCAGCAUGUUGGCCCACAGAAGGUGGAUUCCUUAAAUUGAAGGCGGAUAUCGAGGACCAGGCAAAAGCUUUUGUGGCUCAUAUGGCGUCUCCCAGAUUCAUAAGAAUCCUAACACAUACGCUCCCGCAACUCGAGAUGCGAUCCUUCGACGUCCUGACGGGUAAAUGCAUGAGACUGGCUGACAACAUGGCGUGGGAAGAUGACGGUGAGAUUAUUGAGGAAGAUUCGGACUCAGAAUCCGAAAUCCUGGACGAUGGCUUCUCUACAUCCUCUGACGAGUAA
Westerdykella ornata is the source of this 789-nucleotide messenger RNA. RefSeq lists its product as uncharacterized. Lineage: Eukaryota; Fungi; Ascomycota; Dothideomycetes; Pleosporales; Sporormiaceae. Bases 1 to 789 code for a protein of 262 amino acids. The record is from RefSeq and is a predicted model, not a curated record. Gene Ontology annotation, molecular function: protein binding. The transcript is spliced from 2 exons.